AUGAGCGCCGACCAGUUCAAGGCCCGGACGAUGAAGAGGAAGAACGUCAAGGGUCUGGCCCUCAGUGCGCCGCCAAAGCCAGCAGUGCCCUCCGACGAGGAUGCGCAACUGCCAGGUGCGCUGGGCAACGACGGUCGAAGAGCAGACACAUUGGAGAUUGGCGUGGAAUUCAGACCCGACUGGCGGAGUGAAGAUCUGGAGGUCAUAAAAGAGCUCGGCUCAGGCAAUGGCGGCACAGUGAGCAAAGUCAGACACAUGGGUUGGAACAUAACGAUGGCGCGCAAGAUCAUACACGUCGAGGCGAAGAAGGAGGUCCGGAAGCGCAUUGUGAGGGAAUUGCAGAUCAUGCACGAGUGCAAUUCGCCUUACAUUGUGUCCUUCUAUGGCGCAUUCAUGAAUGAAGCCAACGAUGUGACCAUGUGCAUGGAGUAUAUGGAUGUUGGCUCCCUCGACAGCAUAUCCAAGCACUUCGGUCCAGUCCGCGUAGACGUCCUCGGUAAGAUCGCAGAGGCUGUUCUCGGCGGCCUGAAGUACCUGUACCUCGCCCACCGCAUCAUGCAUCGCGACAUCAAGCCUUCGAACGUCCUGGUCAACAGCAAAGGACAGAUCAAGCUCUGUGACUUCGGUGUGUCUUCAGAGUUGGAGAACAGCGUGGCAGAUACUUUUGUUGGAACGGGCACAUACAUGGCUCCAGAGCGGAUACAGGGCAGCCCAUAUACCGUCAAGAGUGACGUUUGGAGUGUUGGUUUGACGUUGAUGGAACUGGCUAUUGGCAAAUUCCCUUUCAGCAUCGAAAGCGAAGACGGAGAAGAUGAUGCUACCGGCCCACAAGGCAUCCUGGACCUGCUACAACAGAUUGUACUGGAACCUGCGCCAAAACUUCCGAAGAGUGACGCGUUCCCGCAGAUAUUGGAAGAUGUGAUUGCGAAGUGUUUGAUGAAGAACCCAGACGAGCGACCCACCCCUCAAGAGCUGUAUGACACCGACCCCUUCCUUCAGGCUGCGAAGCGCACUCCCGUGGACCUGGAGGCAUGGGCCGUCAGUCUCAUGGAGCGACACAACAGGAAGAGCCACCUUGCGCCGCAGCUCUCGCCCGCGACAAGAGCCAUGCUACGUGGCGAGGACACACCCAGCCAGAGUUCAAGCGCCAGCAUAAACGAGCAAACACCCACCUCUGGCGAUAUACCAAUAUCCUCUGCAUCAACGAAUGGCUCGGGCUCGGCGCGGCCGUUUCCAAUCAGAACUUCGAGUGCAAAUUACGUGGGGCAACAGCAGCAGCAGCAAAUGCACCUACCUAUUAGACAAGCUCGUAGCAGACCUGAGACGGCAGGUAGCGAUCGAGGGGCUCGCUAUAAUGUACAAUGA
This is a messenger RNA of Zasmidium cellare ATCC 36951, 1365 nucleotides long. RefSeq lists its product as uncharacterized. Lineage: Eukaryota; Fungi; Ascomycota; Dothideomycetes; Mycosphaerellales; Mycosphaerellaceae. The transcript has 2 exons. Gene Ontology annotation, molecular function: protein kinase activity; ATP binding. Gene Ontology annotation, biological process: protein phosphorylation. Bases 1 to 1365 code for a protein of 454 amino acids. The record is from RefSeq and is a predicted model, not a curated record.